Messenger RNA from Callithrix jacchus (white-tufted-ear marmoset), 3623 nucleotides. It is a transcript of the gene CEP68, whose product is annotated as centrosomal protein 68. The record is from RefSeq and is a predicted model, not a curated record. NCBI's taxonomy places the organism in Eukaryota, Metazoa, Chordata, Mammalia, Primates, Cebidae.
GAGAGCGGCGAGGGAGCGCGCGAGUUUGCGCAUCUGGUGGCCGAGCAGCUGCGCUCCUCGUCAGCCUGGGCCUCGGGGGAGGUCACUUUCCUUUGGGCCUCUCCCUGGCGUGGGCUGUUUACCCAGCUCCCCAGUAACGCAGCUGGGUCUUUACCGCUGGAAAUAUGGAGAUCAGUGAUGUCUUCUUGUCGCCGUGGAUGCAUCAGCCUCCAGAUGCGGAGGGAAAAAAAAUCAAGAUGUCUCAUUUUUUUUGCCUCGGAGGGCUAUUCUUUCUAACUGUCACCACUAGAACAGUUCUCAGCAGUCCGGGAUGUAUGUCCAAAACCUGUGCCAGGCCCUUGAUAAUUAGUAGGUUGGGUUUGGUGUAUUGUUUGUUGCAAAAAUGAGCGGAAACCUGCCAGGGCAGAUUGGACCUCACUGGGAAUUCAUCAGGACCACGAAGGAAGGAAGCUGAAGUCUUCAGCAGAACCCUGACCUAGGGAGUCUCAAUGGCCCUGGGUGAAGAAAAGGCAGAAGUGGAAGCAUCUGAAGGCACAGGCUGUGGGGAGCAGGAGGUGGACACCCCAGGGCCCAUGAGUGGGGAGCAGCCCCCACACCUGGAAGCUGAGGGAGGGCUCAUCUCCCCUGUAUGGGGGGCAGAGGGGAUACCUGCUCCUGCUUGCUGGGUCGGGACUGACCCUGGCAGCCCCUCUAGAGCCCACCAGCCACAGGCCCGUGACACCAGCAGAGAGCCCAUAGCUGAGAGGCCUGAGCCCGCACAUGGUAGUCUGCCUCCUGCCACCAUGGGGUCUGGAAACCUUCUGCUCCCUGGGGAAAGACAGGUGGAGAAGACCAAGCUUUCUGCCUCCAAAGAGCUCCCUCAGACUCUGAGCCUUCCCAGAACGACAGCUAUUUGCUCAGGACAUGAUGCUGAUACUGAAGAUGAUCCAUCCCCAGUGGAUUCGCCCCAGGCACUGGACCUCAGCCAGCAGCCUCACGGCUCAGGCCUCUCUCGCCUGUCGCAGUGGAAGUCUGUGCUGAGCCCAGGUUCCACUACACCUCAGCCUUCCAGUUGCAGUGUCUCUGCCUCCUCCACGGAAAGCAGUCUCCAGGGUCAGCAAGAGAAGGCAGAGCCUCGUGGUGGUUGUCUGGCCAAUGUCUCCUCCUCCCUGGAACUGGUUGUCCCCCAGGAACCCUCCUCUAUGGUGGGGCUAGGACGUCGGCCCCAGUGGUCACCACAGCCUGUGUUCUCUGGGGGUGAUGCUCCUGGGCUAAGCAGGAGACACCUCUCUUUCCAGGCUGAGUACUGGGCCUGUGUGCUGCCAGAUUCCCUGCCUCCAUCACCCGACCGACACUCUCCUCUCUGGAACCCAAAUAAAGAGUAUGAAGAUUUGCUUGACUAUACUUACCCACUGAGGCCCAGGCCUCAGCUCCCAAAGCACCUUGAUAGCCGUGUGCUGGCUGACCCUGUCCUGCAGGACUCAGGGGUAGACCUGGAUAGCUUCUCUGUCUCUCCAGCAAGCACCCUCAAAUCACCUACUAAUGUCUCCCCCAACUGCCCACCAGCAGAGGCCACUGCCCUGCCAUUUUCUGGGCCCAGAGAGCCAAGCCUUAAGCGGUGGCCCUCUGGUAUACCCCAGAAACAAGGUGGCAUGGGCUUGUCAUCGUUGAGCCAACUUGCAUCUACCCCCAGAGCCCCAGGCAGUAGGGAUGCUUCUUGGGAGCGCAGAGAGCCAGCCCUGAGGGGCACAAAGGACUGGUUGCCUGUGGGCAAGCACCUUGAUACAGCCUCUCCUCACCUAAGGACACGGGACAGAGGGUGGCCCUCGCCCAGACUAGAGAGGGAGAAGAGGACCAGCCAGAGUGCCCAGCGCCCUACCUGCACAGAGUCUAGGUGGAAAUCAGAAGAGGAAGGGGAAAGUGACGAUGAGUAUCUUGCCCUGCCUGCUCGGCUGACACAGGUUUCUAGCCUGGUUUCGUAUCUAGACUCCAUUUCUACCUUGGUUACCCUGCCCACUGGGGAUACCAAGGGGCGGAGUCCCCUGGAAGUGUCAGACAGUGAUGGGCCAACUUCCCUCCCUUCAAGCUCCAGCCAAAGCCAGCUUCCCCCUGGAGCUGCCCUCCGAGGGUCUGGGGAUCCUGAAGGCCAGAACUCCUGUUUCCUGCCCUCCUUCAUUCGUGCCCGGGACUCUGCAAGGGAAGGCAGUCUGGGAAGCAGCCAGGCCCUCAGGGUCUCCUCUGGACUGCUGAAAACACGCCCCUCCUUGCCAGCUAGGUUGGACCGGUGGCCGUUCUCAGACUCAGAAGCUGAAGGGCAGCUUCCCAGGAAAGGAGAACAGGGAAAAGAAUCACUGGUGCAAUGUGUAAAGACAUUUUGCUGUCAGCUGGAAGAGCUGAUCUGCUGGCUGUAUAAUGUCGCAGACGUUACUGACCACAGGACUACAGCCAAGUCCAAUCUUACAGGUCUCAAGUCUUCUCUGCAGCUUUACCGGCAAUUUAAGAAAGAUAUAGAUGAACAUCAGUCUCUGACGGAGAGUGUCUUACAGAAGGGGGAGAUUCUUCUUCAGUGCCUGUUGGAGAAUACCCCAGUUUUAGAGGAUGUCCUUGGGAGGAUCGCAAAGCAGUCUGGUGAGCUGGAGAGCCACGCAGAUCGCCUGUAUGACUCUAUCUUGGCCUCUCUGGACAUGCUGGCUGGCUGCACCCUCAUCCCUCACAAAAAACCCAUGGCAGCAAUGGAGCACCCAUGUGAAGGGGUUUAACCUGGCAUCCUCUCGGGCAAAUGCAAAUGCAACCUGUCAGCCAAACAUAGGCCGGUGAGAAAAAAAAACUUCAAGUCCUUGCAAGACAUUCAACACUGAAGUCAAGGGGGAAAACUUCAAUAUACUAGCUUUAAAAUGCCUUUCUCCUCCCUGAAUGGAGGGCUGUUGAUUUACUAUUUUUAUUUACAAUGAAUCCUUCCAAACUAAGGUUUUCCUUUUGGUGCUUCUCCACAAAGAGUGUGUAGCUUUGCAAUUUUUGAUAAAAUAAGACAUCUUGCCUUCCCCUCUAUCCCAUUAAAAAACAGCAGACAAAGCUCAAACUAUUCCACCUGGUAAGAUCAUUUACUAAGGGCUGGUGGAAGGUUCUGAAUACUCGAUAUUCUCAGGCAUGCAAGAGGACCCAAGGGACUGAAAAAAGCGAAUGGCUGGCCAGAAACCUUGGGUCUUUUCAUAAAAGGAAAUUUGGGCUUGUCAAUCGUCUUUGAAGAUUUAGGUAGAAAGAAGACUUUAACCCUUUGUCUGCAAAAGAAAAAGGGUUAAAUGACUAACACCCUCUGCAGAUUACUUUGGGAGACUAUGACACCUUUUGCCAUCUUCAGGGCUGAUGUCUUUGCUUUCCUGGCUAACCAGUUUUUGAUAAGAAAACGUGUCAGGGACUUGGGGAUCUGCAACCAUGCUUUAGCAUGGCUGUGGAGCUAAUUAUCAAGCUUAAGGCACCUUUGGGAGGACUCAUCCUUUCACACCUAGUCUCCCUUGGAAGAGCAGUUCAGGCUCAGGGAAGGGAAUGGAUAGGAUGACACAGUACAGUACAGAAACUAAAGCUGUCAAUAGUGAAGAAAUUGGGAAUUCUUUGUUGUUUUGGCACUGACUGGUAAGUACUUUGAU